Messenger RNA from Cooperia oncophora, 933 nucleotides. Lineage: Eukaryota; Metazoa; Nematoda; Chromadorea; Rhabditida; Trichostrongylidae. The record is from the annotation of a GenBank genome assembly.
AUGGCGGAAGCGCUGCAAGAGUGGGAUCAAGAUUCCGAUGGAAUGAUUGAAAAUUUCGGAAAAGCCGAUCAAACUUAUGAUGCAUGGCGAAUGGAAGGCGUAAGCGCUUACUGUGGUUCUCUCUGGCUGGCAUCCCUGCGUGUUGCGGCUGAAAUGGCUCGUACGCUUGGCUAUGCAGAAAGCGAAAAGCUCUACAUGACAACGCUGACCAGAGCGAAGAAGGUGUUUAUCGACAAAUUGUGGACGGGUUCGUAUUUUCGAUUCUGCGAGAGGUCUCGGAGUAGGGAAACUAUUAUGGCUGAUCAAUUGUGUGGCGUGUGGUUCCUGCAGUCGGUGUCACCUCAUUUAGCAGCUGAUCUUUUGCCAAAUCAUAUGGUGCGCACGGCUAUGAAGACAAUUUACGAUUAUAAUGUGUGCCGAUUUGCGGGCGGCAAAAUGGGAGCUGUAAAUGGAAUGCGACCUGAUGGACGUGUCGAUAGGGAGUACAUUCAGGCUGAUGAAGUGUGGACCGGUGUAACGUAUGCUGUAGCAGCUUUCUUGUUGCAAUUAGGUGAAGUGGAUAAAGCAUUCCAUACGGCUUCAGGCUGUUAUGAUGCAUGCUUCGAACGUGCUGGCUUGCAGUAUCAAACACCGGAAGCGCUGUAUGAAACCAGAUUCUACCGUGCGAUCGGCUAUAUGCGUCCAUUGAGUAUUUGGGCGAUGCAGUGGGCGAUUCAACGUCAUUCUGAUCUGAACCCACCGAAGUUGUCCAUAACGCCUGUAAUGGAAAUACGAGCCUCCACACAACAACUUCUCCUAACUCGUGUAUGCGACGAUUCAGCCAGUGAAGGCUAUAACACAAGCGAUGAGAGAGAUCCAGAAGCCAGCAGCAGCAAAGGCACCGCUGCGACGGACAGCACUGCUGGAAGUUGUGAUGCAAUGUGCGUACGCUAG